AUGAUACGUCUUCUUGUGGUUCUUCUGAGCCUUGUCACGUUGUCAGUAUGUGGGAGGUCGAGUAUGGUUGACGACGACACUUUCUUCGGAAUAACGACAACUGAUAAGCCUUCCUACACCUAUUGGGACUAUGCGGAAUGUGUACAACUAUGCCAAGUACCUUGCAAACGAACUGUCGUUCAUUUCAAAGAAGAACAGUUGAUUGAUAUGUAUAAUUGUGCACAACUCAAAGUUAUUAAGACAUCCUUCAUCGACAACCUGAAAGGUGGAACUUUCAAAAAUGGCAUCCUCAUUGUCGUCGCCAUUACCGUUUCUGUUAUGAUCAUAAUUGCGUGCGGAUAUUACUGCUGCUGUAACAAAAAAGAAGACGAUGACCGGUUUCCAGGAAGGGACGAAUUCCGAGAGCUCGGACCGCAUGAUGAGAGAAAAGCAUUGAACAAGGGAUCAUCCGUUAUUGAGGUCUAA
This is a messenger RNA of Caenorhabditis remanei, 465 nucleotides long. RefSeq lists its product as uncharacterized. NCBI's taxonomy places the organism in Eukaryota, Metazoa, Nematoda, Chromadorea, Rhabditida, Rhabditidae. The transcript has 4 exons. The record is from RefSeq and is a predicted model, not a curated record. The coding region runs from base 1 to 465 and encodes 154 amino acids.